This is a messenger RNA of Tigriopus californicus, 5813 nucleotides long. Its product is annotated as CUGBP Elav-like family member 1. Gene Ontology annotation, molecular function: mRNA 3'-UTR binding. The record is from RefSeq and is a predicted model, not a curated record. Gene Ontology annotation, biological process: mRNA splice site recognition; regulation of alternative mRNA splicing, via spliceosome. Gene Ontology annotation, cellular component: nucleus; cytoplasm; ribonucleoprotein complex. The transcript has 13 exons. NCBI's taxonomy places the organism in Eukaryota, Metazoa, Arthropoda, Copepoda, Harpacticoida, Harpacticidae. The coding region runs from base 1199 to 3463 and encodes 754 amino acids.
CCGGCGUUGGCGGCGCAAAAGCCGGGUGAGAGAUCGAGCGUGAUUAGUAGGUCGAAAUGUUCGCCCUCCAUCCCCUCGAUCGAAUCAGCUCACGCCUUCGUCGUCCCUCUUUCAUCUGAGGAUGAUGGCCCUCGAGAACAUUUUCUUUGGCCUCUGAGGAUUUUUGUCGUGUCUUGUAUUUUCUUCCUCCAUGCGGACAGUUGGUCGCAGAUUAGUCAGAGGCAAACUCGGGAUCAAAUUCUCCUCAUGAUUUGAGCCUCGUUUGCCAAUGUCGAAGUCCGUUUUGUGGAACGGAUGUGAUAAGGCAUGAUAAUUCAGUGAAGCUGAGCUUUUAACUCAACAUUCCAUGCAGAUUUAUCAUCGAGUGUUUGCAUGCUCUUUACUCCUAUCGACUUCAAUGUGCACCAUGAGAGAUUCUCGUGCCCCAUUGGAAAACUCGUUUGUUCUCGUGUGUCGCCAAUUUGUUCAUUCUGGUCCAGUCAGUUGUGUGUGAGUUGUUAUUCUCGAAGUUCUUCAGUACAUACAUUAGGCUAACAAGAAGUGAAUUGAGGAAGCAACAAGUCCAAUAGGCUCAGCAUGAGAAGAAAAACAAGGCUACAUCCUCUAUAAUAGGAGUACUGUGCAGUAACGAACGAAGACUGAGAUUUUAAUAUCCCAGAAAAAGGCAUCACUCAAGAAGACCGACCGAAUGUUGAUUCUGGAUGACUUUGGACGGGAAAAGAAAGAGAGAGAGAAAUUGUCAAAAUCGGAUAGUCGUUUAAUUGCAUCUACAACAACGCUGUGAGAAAUUUGCCGUCAGCCCAUCGUCAUAAAUGCCACCAUUCAAUUGAUGUUUGACCAAUUGUCAAAGGACUUUCCAAAUUCGCAAGGGAAAAAGUGAUGUGUGCUACUAAGCAGACUCCGCGUAAUACUGGCCUCAAAACGUCGUUAGUGGUCGAAAUGUCAAUCUUAUGAAGGGUAAAGUUGAGACCGCCCAACAAGACAGCAGCAUCUUCACUUCCUCAUCCGAGUUGAAAAAAGGGGAACAGGUGUCUGUGUAACUGGCCCGUGAUUGGAGUUCCACUUCCAUGGAUGGACCACCGACUUCCUGUCCUGUGCUCGAAGUGAAGUCAUAAACAAAUAUCCAAUCUUGUGACUCCAGUGAAAUUGGUUUCCUUGCUCUGUCGUGUAGUGAGACUCGAAACACUGAUCAUACAUCAUGGACAUGCUAAAUGCUAACCUGACCGCCUUGAAUUCGCUGGCAGGCAAGAUUUCUCCCCGUGACAAAUCGGCGGGGGGAAUAGUGGGUAAAGAUGGGACGACAAUCCUCGAGUCAGAAGGCCUGCCCACUACUGUAACCCCAACAUCCCUACCGCCAACAACAACGACGACGACGACGACACUCUUGGGUGAUAAUUUGACGAGCCUCAAAAACGCCGUGACUCAAAAUCACCGAGCCCAUCUCGGUGAUGAUAUGAUGAAGACCUCUGAUAACAGGGACGUUACGGACUCGUUGGCUUUGAAAUCCAAACUCCAUCAUUGCUUGGAUGAGAACAAUGGCAAUAUUCUGGAUUCCGUCCCAAUGAAUGGAAACGCCCAUUCUCCUCCCACUCCAAUAUCAUUGGCUUACCAUGGGGUCAAUUCUAGUGAUAUCAUCGAACUAGCCUCUGAUCAGCCUGAUCAAGACACCAUCAAAAUGUUCGUAGGACAGGUUCCACGUUCCAUGGACGAGUCCGAACUUAAAGUGAUGUUUGAGGAAUUUGGUCCCGUCUACCAAAUCAACGUUCUUAGGGAUAAAAUAACCGGCCAAAGCAAAGGUUGCUGUUUUGUGACGUUUUAUAAGCGUAAAUGUGCUCUGGAAGCGCAGAAUGCCCUCCACAAUAUCAAGACACUUCCAGGGAUGCACCAUCCCAUUCAGAUGAAACCUGCAGACACUGAGAAUAGAAAUGAGCGCAAAUUGUUCGUCGGCAUGGUUUCCAAAAAGUUCAAUGAGAACGACGUUCGAGUUAUGUUCAGUCACUUUGGAACAAUCGAAGAGUGUACCGUGUUAAGAGAUGCAAAUGGAAUAAGUAAAGGCUGUGCAUUUGUGACUUUUUCAUCGAGGCAAUGUGCAAUAACGGCCAUCAAAGCCAUGCAUCAUUCCCAAACCAUGGAGGGAUGUUCCUCCCCGAUCGUCGUCAAGUUCGCCGACACUCAAAAGGAGAAGGAACAGAAGAAGGUCCAACAACUCCAAUCCAAUCUUUGGACCCUGUCAGCUGCUGGGCUGGCGGCAACACCCCCUGCACCUGCCGCCCCUAGCAUCCCAAGUAUCAUUCCACAACAAUAUAUGGCGGCUCUUCAAAUGCAGGCCUUGAACGGUGCUAACCAUGGAGCCAUGUCAAACAGUGCGACGCUACAUCAACCAACCGCCCAACACUUGUCAGCCUUAUCAGCGACCAAUGGGCUUCAUACAAACAACUAUUUGGCUCUACAUCAGUUGCUGGCGGCUGGUGCACAACAACAACAACAACAACAACAACAACAGCACCCACAAAGCCAUCAACCAGGGCUCACCAAUGGCAUUCCAUCAGGUCCGGCCACCCAGGUCAACCUCACCUCAAUGUACCAAACUCAUCCUCAGGCGGGUGCAAGUCUGUCCGUGACCAGCGCUCCCUCAAAUAUGGCUAAUGCGGGCAUGUUCCCAGCCCACCAAGUUAAUAGCAAUACUGGAAAUGUGACUGUGACUGGAGCAAAUAGCACAAGUGAUUUGGCAUUUCAGGGCCUGGUCGGCCUUCCCGCCAUGGCAAAUGGAACGCAACAAGCCUUGAGCCCCAUGAGCAUUGCUAACCUCUCUUCUUUGGCGGCAUUAUCCUCGACGAACCCAGCCGCUGCCAUUGCCGCAUUGCAAGCCGCUUACCAAAACCAGGGUCUGUCUCCACAAAAUAUCCCCACAAGCCAGCAGAACUCUCCUUUGGCCAAUGUGGGCUUAUUGAAUUCGCCGAAUGUGGGCGCCACGGCAGUCAACCCUUUAGGGGUGAUGGCACGCCCAGCCACCCUCUCAAGUGCCACUACACCCACAGCCUCAUCUCAAAUCCAAAUCUCUACAGGCAUUCCAAGCGUAUUUUCCUCACCCCUCAGCACGUGUAAUACCAAUGUUAUCAGCACCGGCACACCUGGCACCGCCCCUUCGCCCCCUGCUUCGGGAACCCUGGCGGGACUAAAGCAGCAUGAAGGACCCGAUGGGGCCAACCUCUUCAUUUACCAUCUGCCGCAGGAAUUUUCAGACUCAGAUCUCCUUCAAACUUUCAACCCGUUUGGCACUGUGGUCUCAGCCAAAGUUUUCAUCGACAAACAAACCAAUUUAUCCAAAUGUUUUGGUUUCGUGUCGUAUGAUAACUCCAUGAGCGCUUUGGCCGCCAUUCAGGCCAUGAACGGCUUUCAAGUGGGCACUAAACGCCUCAAGGUCCAACUCAAACGCUCGAGGGAUGCCUCCAAACCGUAUUGAGAGAGCCCAAAUCCCAGUGUAAGUCCCGAAAUGAGGAACAGAUUACCCAACCAUCCGACCCAAGCCCAACCCAAAAAGAGAGUGUCCGUUCCCCUCAACCCCUUUUUCCGCCUCCUUCCCUUGUUCAUCAUCGCGUGACUCGCUCAAAGAGGCCGGCCGCACUGCCGGCCGAAACGACGGCGCUGAUUCCGAGCUCUUGGCUUAAGAGGCCACAAACUCAAUGGUAAAAGCAACGGAAUGCUUCCUGUCCCAAUCCUUGUUGUGGCUGUGAUAAAUUGAUUUUGCCUCAGCAAUGACACAUACACACACACUCUCUCUCUCUCUCUCUCAUUCGUUCUUACGCAAAGUGUUCACAUUCAAAUGCCAAAAUCCGUCCCCUGUUCCAAUCUGGAUGCUACUCUCCAUGCGUGAAAAGCAUUGUCUUUCCUUUGCGGUCCAGUUGAGCCGGCCAAUUUGUAUUUGCUCGAGUGUCUUCCUACCCUACCUGUUUAAAUGUGGUCGUGGGUCCUCGUAGCACAUGGACCAGAUGCAAAAUGAUCUCAGAAAUUUGUCAACUAAUCAGGGCAGCUCGUCAUAGUCAUGGAUGGCUCUAUGAACCUGAUAAGGCUCUCCUAUUGUUAUACCGUAAAGAAAUCAUCCUUGAACAUGUUCAUGAUGUCAAUAUUUUAACACCAAGUCAAUCAAGUGUGAAAAAAGAGAUUAUCGUUUCAUGAUUAACAAAACGAAAAAGCAUUUUAUAAGAUAAAUCAUAGCUUUAACCCUCCACAAGAGAGGUAGGUUAAUCCAUGACGUCCCUAUGUGGGGGUUGCGAUGGACUAAAAUUUUUGAUAUGUACUGUUAUAGUAUAGGAUUAUUUGUGUAGUAACGCACGUCUCGUGAUUUGUGGUGAGUGAUUCUGACCUGACUGAGCCUCUCUCUAUUCUUUGUAGAUCGCUUGUUUUACUACUCUUACAAGUGAAAAAGAACCACCUCCGUCAUCAACUCCUACUCCUACUUCUACUUCUACUACUACUGCUACUUCUACUUGUUUGUCAUUGUUGUCUCUUCUCGUAUCGUACAUUAAAACUCGUCGUAUGAAUAAAAAAUCGUCCGUUGACGGUUCAACUCACGGCCGAGAAGAACAGACACCAAAAGAGAGAAAUCGCCACUUCCUUCGUUCCAACACUUUGAUUACUCCGUAACUGCUGUUGUGCACUAUAACUGCUUAUUCGUGUUGUUCUUAUUAUGCGAUGAUGACUGAAAAUGAAAACGAAAUUCAAGCAUCGAGUUCUUCUAGUCUAACAUCUGUACCCUUCCCAUCCACCAACUCAUUUGCUUUCGUCCACCCAGAUCAUCUUAGAUUGGUUUCAGAAUUAACUCAUAGUACCAAGUCCAUUGCUAUUAUGAACAUCGUCCUUCAAGAGUCUAGCAAAUACGGUAAAAUGAAAUGUAGUAGUAACGCUAUAUAUUUGCCAAGCCUUCUUUCCGUGCUCCUUGAAGGCGGAGGGCCCAAGUUGGGCGGACUUGCCUGGUUGAGGGUGAACCUUUCUUUCCGUUUUCUAUGCUCUCCUCGUUCUUCCGAGUUCCUGUUCGUGUUUGAUUUCCCUCUUGUUUCAGUUGUAAAUAAGACGUUAUCAUUGUGAGUGUGUAAUCAAUGCCAAAAAUAGUCAUUAUUUGUCCAUGGAAAACAGGCUUCAAGUACAAAUUGAUGAGCAGCCUCCUGUCCUUUGAUUUCAUGCUUCCCCUCGGACUUUUUUCGGCCUUUAUAGUAACCUAGACGAAAUACUGCAACAGAUUAUGAUGAUGUCGAUAGUGAUGUUAACAUACAAAGCAAGUGAAUGUUUUGGCUAUAGUUCAUUUUAGCCAUAGAAAGACGACAAAAGUGAUAUCCGUGCCAAAUUUCUCGUAGUCCAAAACCACCUUUUAGUCAAGGAAAUAAUGACGAGAUGCGAGCAGAAUUCAACAAACAAAUCAAUGCCCCCACACACGCAAGAUUGUGUCCGAAUGCAAUAAUUCCUAUUGAUAAAUGAAAAAACCUUGAGUAAACCCUCGUUCUACCCCUAUUUAAAACACACACACACACACACACACUACCAACAAUGCAUAUCUUUUGAUAGUCACCCAUUUGUGUCUAGAACUCCUCAUAUUUCAUUUCUCUUUCUUAGACGAUGAUCCUUGUUUUCUCUUCCCAAAGUAAUCAAAUUGUUACUAUGUAUCGGAAUAUUCAGACAUUAUUACCAUUAUUAUUUUAAAUACAACUAUUGCUUAGUUCGUAGACACUUAUUCUCAAUUAUUGUUCCUAUGAUGAUACAAAUAUGAAUAAUACUUUAAUAACAAUGCUAUUCGACCAAAUAAACGAAUCGACAAACAA